GGAAGGCAUCCACCGGGAAGCUCCGAGGGAAGUGAGGAAGGAGUGGAGGAGUGAGGGGACGAGAGGUCGGUGAACGAGAAAAAAAAGGAAGGAGGACGGCUGCGUUGGUGCUAGAAGAGGAAAGAAGCGACGCGCUCUGGGAGUCGGUGCGUGUGACGUCACAGCUCACUUCCGGUUUCCGGCGCUGUCGUCACGCCUCCUGUGUCUUUUCUUUUUUUCGCACGCCGGGUCCGCCCGCAAACUCCGGCUCAUUCAGAGCGCUCGGCGUUUGCACCGCGGUCGGUACGCGAUAUUCCAGCUUCACCGCCUGCUCUGCGGAUUCCGUCUCCGGAUGCACAUCCGCUACGGCCUUUCGUCGCUUUUCGCGAGAAGCGCUAUCGCCGCUGGCAAGUCUGGUGUAAAGUGAACUCUCUCGGCUCAAGUUAUAACACCUUUAUCAGUGCCGGUCGGAACAAAUCUCGCCUCAUUUCUUUUCGUUUUUCCUUUGUCACAAUGCGAAGUCUUAAAAUCUGCAAGAUUGCGCUACGCAUACGUCUAUCACCAUGCACUUUUCUUCUGCGUCACAAAGGUUGACGUAUAGCUUCCCGGUUUUCCGAAGACUCAGCAAGUAACAGAGAGAACAGUGCCGGUGUGUAUGUUUAAGUGUGCAAUUGUCACGGAGUAGCGCGCACACUUGUUGAUUGAUUUGAACGAAAGGGUAAUUUUUACGCCCAAAUUCUGGCUGCUCAACCAAAAUGUCCCUUAGGCACCAUCAUCGGGUUUUUCUGGAUUCAUCGUGAAGAGGGCCCUGCUGCUGCAUGGAGUCAACAUGAGGAGAACAAACUUACGAACCACGACGUGAAGACAGCGUCUGUAUAAUUGAUGACUUCAAAUGGUAGUGCAUUUUCCCCAGGCGCUGUUCUAUCCCCUCUGCUUCUUGAGAUUAAGUUCUACGAAUUGUGAGCAGGGAUAUUACGAUAGGUUACUAAAGUGUUGUGAUAAUUACGCUCAAUAUUGCAUUUCACGAACCUUGCUAGAGUCGUAGUGCAAUCUCCGUGCAAGUGUCGACACGUUCCCGAACUGAGCCAGGAAGAAACAACAUUUCUUGUUCUUGAAGGGUGCAAUAUGUUCUCAAAUACCAGCAUUGUUGUGUCGUCAUCGCAGCGUUGAAGCAUCUGGCUGGCGGAUUGUUGAGGUGCUGUGCCCGUCCUGAGUUAUGGCUCCUCCAGACGACGCCAAUGACAGCAGCACGGUGGACGUAUUGGACGCUGCCGGAAACGGGUCGGCCACUUCCGCUUCCGGUGUGUGGGCCUCCGCGGAAGCUGACGAAGAUAUAUUCCAAAGGAUGGACGUCCGCGUCAGCCUCAUUUUGGCGUAUUCCAUCGUAUUUUGCUGCUGUUUCUUUGGUAACCUACUUGUGGUACUGGUGGUCGUGGUACACCGCCGCAUGCGCACCAUCACAAACUUCUUUCUCACAAACCUGGCAGUAGCUGAUCUGUGCGUGGGCCUCUUUUGCGUCUACCAGAACAUGUCCGUCUACCUGAUGGGAGAGUGGCCCUUUGGUGACUUUCUCUGCAGGAUGUACUUCUUCAUUCAGGCCCUCAGCUACACGGCGUCUGUGGGCAUCCUGACUGUCAUCUGCGUCGAGCGCUACAUCGCCAUCGUGCAUCCCAUGUGGAGCAAGCACGUGAUCACGCUACGUCGGCUCCGCAUAGUCGUCCUGUCCGUGUGGCUCGUGAGCGCCGGCUUCUGCAGCCCACGACUGAUCAUGUGCGGCACGGCCGAGGUGCCCUCCCACGACGAGCCGGGCCGUACCAUCCACAUCUGCAUCAUGCGCCGCUUCCUCUACGACUCGCGCACCUACGACGUGCUCAACUUUGUCGUGUGCUUCUUCGUGCCGCUCGCCAUUAUGAGCGUCAUGUACUCCAUCAUCGGCCUCCAGCUUUGGCGAAGCAGCGUCCCCACGGCCUACUCCUGCAGUGGCCCGCGAAGGGCCACGAUGGAGCUGCUCCCUCUGCCGAGGGCCAACUCAAGCGGCGCAGCGCAGUGUCGGGAGAGCCUCCUCCAGGAUAAAGCCCGAGGAGUCACCAAGAAGCCCCGGCAGGCGGGGAACAAGAAACACUGCUUCCCCAUCGCCGCCAGCAGUCAAGUCCACCAACACUACCAGCAACAGGCUGCCGCCACAGUGCUCAGGGCUCGGCGCAAGGUCAUACGCCUCCUGGUGGCCGUAGUACUCGGGUUCGCCGUCUGCAACCUGCCCUUCCACGCGCGCAAGUUCUACCAGUACUGGUCCUCCAGCUACGAAGGGGCGUCGCGGUCGGCGGUGAGCCUGACCAUAGCCACGACGCUGGUGCUCUACAUGAACUCGUUCAUCAACCCGAUACUGUACGCGUUCCUGUCGGACAACUUCCGGCGCAGCAUGAAGGACGUGCUCAUGUGUCGCUCGCGACGGAAGAUACGUCGUCUGUCUUCGAACCGCUCCAAUGGCAAGACGACCGCAUCGUCCGUAUUCCAGCACCAGGAGAACACGGUCGCGCACACGAACGGGUUCGUCUGAGGAAGGCUGCGUUUCGCCGUAGUUGCGCUGUGACUUGCACUGCGCUGCAUGUGUGCCGGUGUGAGUGCUAAUUGGUGUGACUGCGUGGCAAACCACGCCGGACCUGGUCUACGGGCUGCCCUGGAUGCGCGACUGAAGUCGGUGCCACAGACUUCAGAGAAGCGCCACAGUCGACAGCCGCUGAAUCGACCAGCACAGCUGAAGAUGCCUUCCCGGUGGGGAAAUUUGUAAACUCCAGGGAACCCUCUUCGUGCGACCUCUUCCGGCGUCACCCGCAACUACGACGAAACGGUGCCUGUAUUUUUCGACGUGAAGUCCGUGAACUGAGAACUGUCGAAUACGUCUCAUACCGCUGUGGAACGCCGUCUACUCCGACGAUCAUCAACACGAGACUGUUUUUGAGGUGCUCCGACGCAAAAGCGCAUUAUACCGGGUGUUCCAGCGAACACUUUCGAAAUUUUUUUUUUAGAUUGCCCGUGACAGAUGGCACAAUUCUAGUCCAUGAGCUGGUGUACUUCAAGAGGCGGACAUGCACAAAAAUUGAAAUGCAUAAUAGACUAAUUAACAAAACUCACUAAUUAUGAUUUUACCCAAUUACCUUGUGGGACAUAUUGCAAUUUACAAAUUCUAGCCGGGGAGUUCGCAAGGUGAAUCCACAUGGAACGAAUUCUCAGGAUGACACCAACUUCAGAACAUUAAUUUCCGAACUUUGCUGAGAAAUACACUGGCAUUGCAAUUGCUGCUCUACUUCGAUGCGUAAAAUGACGUUUUGUUAAGAAAGUAAGUGGAAUGGCAGUGAAUUUUUACCGCAAGUUUGACGGCCCAUAUCUCUAAAAUGAUGUCAUCCACACAAUUCUUUUCAAGUGGAUACGUCUUGCGAACUCCCCGUCUAAAAUCCGUGAAUUACCAUAUGUGCGAUAAGGUAAUUAGAUAAAAACUUAAUCGGUGAUUAUUUAUAAAUUUAUCGAUUAUGCGUUUCCAUCUUUUUGGGCCAAUAAUUGUCGCUUCUUCGAGCAGACCAACUAAUGGACUAGACUUGUGCUAUCUGUCACAAGCAUUCUUAAAAGUUUUUGAAAGUAUUCGCUGAGACACCCUUUAUAUACUCUACGUCAUUUCUAUUUGUUAUUGCCUCUGUAAGUUUUACUUCAUGAAACAAGAAAACACUGUGCUAUCGCACACGUUUCCGGUGAGCGUCUGUUGAUCUGAAAAUCCAGCGCCGCACGUUCGCUUGUUACCUGUUAGAGUUAGUGAAAGAUGUUAAGUGUGAACUCGUACCGAGUGAUUGGUCAAGUGUACGCUCUGCAGACUACGACAAAUGUAGUUCGGCAGUUACCUACCAGCCGAUGCGCACUUUUGCAGCGUCAAGGUCUGGCCCCUCUCAAAUAUUCUUCAGACUUAUUAUGUAUAAGGUAAGAUUGUAAAUGAGUCAGAGAAGUUACGUGCACUUUUGCGAGGGCCGUUGACUCUCCGAAGAACAGUCGAGUGAAAGAAAUGCAACAAUCCUAUCAUCGUAACCACAUUUUGCGAAUAAUCGUUCGUUUCCCUGCUUCACAAGCGGCUGCCAUGACUGCUGAGCGCACAGUGUCAUUUGAUCGUGAGGUAUUUCCACUAAGGAACAAUUAGGAAUUCCGCACUAAAUCUACAAAGUGAAUAUAUAAGAAAGCUGUCAAUAUAUCCAAAUAAAGAAUACAUAGCGCACUUUUCUAUAUUGGAUGAAUUUCAACAUUGCACUCACCUAAACAAAAUAAAUAGGUACAUAAGAUCUUCAAAUACCACAUAAUCUAUGCGAGCACAGCAACACUGGUCGUGAGCUUCUUCAUGAUAACCUUAUUUCUCAAAAUUAUCCUUACAAACCUCCUUAACAUUGAAAUGUCCUUGGAAAAGAUAGCUAACUUCGAAGGCUUGAUGUACUCGAAUUUCAUGUGGAGGCAAAAAUAUUUCAUUUUUCACUAUUAAUAAAACCUGAGCUCGCGUACGAAUGCACUUACGUUAAAUGUUGCUUCAAGCCUGCUGUUUGGCUGAAAGAGACGCUUUCAGUGCGAGGACUUUCACGAUGUCGUGUUGGCCAUGUCUUCAGGGCACAUUCAAUACGUUCCGCAGUGCUGUUGAGAGUCGUGUUGCUAAAGGUCCUCAUAUAUCAGUCCAUGGUGCGGCCCCAGCUAUUUAUCGGCGCUUGGUAUACUUGUAUGCUUGUGUACUGCUGGCAGUAGAAACACCAUUCAACACUAAUGGAGCAUCAGUUUUGCAUAAUGCUAUUUCCAUGUAUAAGCGGCUUUUGAACCAUUACAAUGUCUGCCCCUUUUGUUUUCGCCUAGAAGUUUCUGAUAAUAUCUUAAGAAUGCGUCAGUAAAUUAUUUUUUCAGUUGCAUGAAGGACGACAAAGCUAGAUGGGUUUCUAUCGCUCUAUAUAAGUGAGAACAUGAAUCACUAAUUCGUUACCAAUAGCAAGAAUGUUAACAAUUAAGGAUUUUGUUGUACACCAUUCCGACAAGCACUCGUUCACAAAAUCGUCAUGGCGAAGCAUGACCUGACCGUCAUAAUUGAGGUAAUCACUUGGCGUCAAAGAAAGUGCUGUGAUUUCGAAAGAUCAGAAGAAAACUGACGAAUCAGAACUGCGUAUAAAUAAUUAUACAUUGUUAUUAGUGUUAUCAUUCACGCUCAUCUCUAACUCCCAGAGCAAUAGACAGAUAUAUCACUGUUCUAGAUAAGGGUAUACUACUGCGCAGCCUGCUGAAAUCAACACGUAUAAUUAAGGGAAGGAAGCAGAAUUAAAGAGAUGCUAAACAGAAACAUUAAGUCAGUUAGCACUGAUAAAGUGUUCUUUCAAAAAUUUAUUUUCGUUAUUACUGCGGUAACAGGCUGGUAAUUACAAAAGAAAAUGGGGCUGAAAGAUAAUUUUUUUUUUUACACAGCGGAAGUAUACUGCCGCCACAUCGCAGUGACAUCCUGGCUUUCAAAAGAAGUUUAUAUAUAUUGGGCGUUGUGGCGCUGCAAGAAGUUCUAAAACAAUUUAUAACUUUUUUUUUCCUUAGAAUGGUAUCUAGUCUAGUUUUGGCGAUAAACAACUUAUUAGGUGCAAGCAAACACUGUCAAAUCUAGGACAUCACGGCGAGUUGGUCGUUGUUCUUGUGUCUUUUCUGACUCAUCCCACCUCCUACCACUGUAAGAGAGGCUUUCUUUUCGUAUCAUAAAAGGCUGAUGUACUUACAUAGCUGAAAUUUUAUUUCUCUUUAGCAUACGUUUAACUUUACGCCCGAGGUUAGAAUGCAGUGAAGUUCUACGAGUUGCGUUCAAGAGUGCCCCGCAGGCGUUGCACUUCGCUAGCCGGUUCGUGGCUCAACGCCGUACAAAUUUGCGUUCACAAGCAAUGGCUGCGUGACCCUGAAAAAGGUUUGUUUAGGCUGAAGAAAGUACGUACACGAACUGAAAUAAAAUUUUGAGGACCGUGCACUGAAAAUUCUUCCAAAUUUCCAUACGGCGUAUAAGCUUAUGGCCUUAUAAUUUGUUUACGAAAUUCCGGUGUUUCAGUCGCCAAAAUCCCAAUGCUAUAUUUACGAUGCACGCCGCUUACUGGGUCUCCAGAAUAAUUUUGAUCACCUCGUAUUUUUUGACGUGCACCUAAAUAAAAGUACGCGACCGGUUGUGCAUCCCGCCCCCAGUGGGUCGUGGUCGCCGCUGCCAGAUAAAAUUUAUUUCAAGUAACAUUUUAGACUGUCUAUAAUCAAGUCGUUUCGAAAUAUAUGGACCACAAUUAGAUCAAGGGAAGUAGACGUGUUAACGAUUGUCGUAUUUGGAAUCUUGUACAGUUUGUAAAGUGAAAAUGACAAUUACAUAGGAAAAGGAGAACAGUCUACUUGAAGUCUAUAGACGCUCUACAGACUGUACGGUCUUAUGUGUGUACAAGCGAUGCGAAAAGAAUGACAAGCUUCGCUGUGAAACACAAGAUGAAACCAGUAAAAGCUGCAACGGUCUUUUGAGUUCAACGCUUGUGUUGCUUUAUGGCUGAAUUGCUUUGUCAGUGUCUCUUCGCACAAUGUUUUAUAAUUUAUUGUUUGUUUUAUAAAAUUUCUUUGUGGACGCAACGUUUACGUGACACAAAAUUUUCACCUAUAUCUACACAUUGUCACUGCGAAUGAUCAGUUCUAAGACUUCUGAAGCUUUGCAAAUUACUUCUUUGUAGAAAAAAACAUGCAUUAAAAUAAGAAAUAAACAAAUUGCCUUAAUAAUUUAGACAUCAGUAAUGGUGCUUUCAUGACAUGCUGUACAUCAGAAGCAGUGAAUUUACUUUUUUAUGAUAUCACAUUUGAGAAGUUAAUGGUGGUUAGUGUAGGUGUAGAAAUUUGUUACGUUGUACAAAGUCACUUCGUGUUAUUGUUCAAUGACAGAUCUCUUUCUCAACAUUGUUACGUGUAACGGGUCUGUAUAACUCAUGGCAUAACAGAGCCUGCUUGAAAAUAAAAUCGAUGUUUCAGUUAU
Molecule: messenger RNA, 7012 nt
Organism: Dermacentor andersoni
Lineage: Eukaryota; Metazoa; Arthropoda; Arachnida; Ixodida; Ixodidae
Product: trissin receptor-like
Biological process (GO): G protein-coupled receptor signaling pathway
Cellular component (GO): plasma membrane
Molecular function (GO): neuropeptide Y receptor activity
Source: RefSeq, a predicted model, not a curated record